UCCUCCACAAUAGAGUAGGGGCACUUUAGUAAUUUCGCAUACACUCGCCACAGUAAUUAAAUUAAUCUUCUCCUCUAUAAAUCAGCCACCCCCAUCACCUCCCCCACACACACCAUUUUUACACACAGUGAUUGAGAAAAACACACACACACACUGAGUUAGAGAGAGAAAGUUAGAGAGAGAGAAAUGAGGCACACACCUUCGCAGCCGCUGUCUUCCAGCCAAACAUUCUGGCACUGGAAUUCACCAUUGCCUUACCUCUUUGCUGGAUUAGGGCUCAUGUUAUUACUAAUCGCCACUGCCCUAAUCAUCCUCGUUUGUUCCUACCGUAAACGGCCAUCCAGCCAGGAAGAAGACGGCGGAGUGAAGGCGGCGCAGCCAUCCGCAUCCGCCGCCGUGGCCGACAACACGCCGAAGAUUGUGGUGAUCAUGGCCGGAGAUGACAACCCUACCCAACUCGCGAUUCCCAUCGAGUACUGUGUUUGCAAAGUCUGAUCUUAAUUAUUAUAUGAUCAUGAUUUUGAAACCAGGAAAAAAUUUUGUCCGGUAGAAAAAAAAUUUAGGAAUAUUAAUUAGGUUAAUGUUUUUGUUGUGGUAAUAAUAAUUGGGGAGAGAGAGAGAGAGAGUUAAUUACCUUUAAAUCAGUUCUGCAGAAUUACUGUAAAUUGAUUUAUGAGUGUAAGUAGAAUUAAAUAUCAGUUUUUAAUUAAUAUGUGUAUUAAUUAUCUUUAUCAUUU
Messenger RNA from Erythranthe guttata (spotted monkey flower), 737 nucleotides. Lineage: Eukaryota; Viridiplantae; Streptophyta; Magnoliopsida; Lamiales; Phrymaceae. The record is from RefSeq and is a predicted model, not a curated record.